AUUUCCAUUCUGAUCAGUGGACAAGGAGACUAACCAGCCAAAAAUGGCUGAUGUAACCAAGACAGAAGAACAGGAAGUAGAGAAGAGUUCGGUUGAAGAAGUGGUAAAAACACCUGGUACUUCAGAGUCAGAUUUGGGUCUUGGGUGUGGGGGUGAAGGUGACAGUUCCACCUCAGGUACAGUGCAGCCCAUUGCAAAUGAGAAAGAAGUUGGUCAUGGUGAUCACGAUGGUAGAGCAAAGAGGAAGAAUUUAGAUUCUGUAGAUGAACCUCCGAAGAAAAUAUCUGAGAUAGGCCACGGGCAAGCUGUAGCUGCACAUUAUAAUGAACUUCAAGAAGUUGGAUUGGAAAAACGUAGCCAGUCUCGCAUAUUCUACCUCCGAAACUUUAAUAAUUGGACGAAGAGUGUCCUCAUUGGUGAAUUUAUAGACCGGGUACGACAGAAAAAGAAUGAUAUAACUGUUCUGGAUCUAGGAUGUGGCAAAGGUGGAGACUUACUGAAAUGGAAAAAAGGCAGAAUUAAAAAACUCGUCUGUACUGAUAUUGCUGACAUUUCUGUGCAGCAGUGCAAGCACCGAUAUGAAGAAAUGAAAGCCCGGUGUCGAUAUAAUGAACACAUUUUUGAUGCAGAAUUCAUACAAGCAGAUAGUACCAAGGAUCUCUUGUCUUCCAAAUAUAAUGAUCCAGGUAUGCGCUUUGACAUUUGCAGCUGUCAAUUUGUUUACCAUUACUCAUUUGAGACAUAUGAGCAGGCUGACAUGAUGCUUAAAAAUGCUUGUGGGAACCUCUCUCCUGGAGGUUAUUUCAUUGGCACAACUCCAAAUAGCUUUGAACUUGUAAAGAGACUUGAAGCUUCAGAAACAAAUUCAUUUGGGAAUGAUGUGUACAAUGUAAAAUUUGAAAAGAAAGGAGACUAUCCUUUAUUUGGCUGCAAGUAUGAUUUCCACUUGGAAGAAGUGGUUGAUGUCCCUGAGUUCUUGGUUUACUUUCCAUUACUGGAAGAAAUGGCGAAGAAGCAUGGUAUGAAAUUAGUCUAUAAAAUGACAUUUCGGGAAUUCUAUGAAGAAAAAAUCAAGAACGAGGAGCAUAAAAUGCUGUUAAGGAGAAUGCAGGCCUUGGAGCCAUAUUCUACAUCUGGUGAUUCCAGACUUGUUUCUGAUAAACCUGAUGAUUAUGACCAUGCAAAAGAGUUCAUGAAAGAUGGCAAGGCAAAGUUACCAUUGGGAACCUUGAGUAAAUCUGAAUGGGAAGCAACAAGUAUUUACUUGGUAUUUGCAUUUGAGAAGCAGCUGUGAAACUUCACAUACUGGAUGCAGCAAGAAGAGAUCAUAUCCAUGUGCAAGUUGGAAUGGUCAGAAAUCCAUUGUGGCAACUAUUUUUUUAUUUUUUAUUUUUUAAUUAUCAGAAGUGUGCAGGACACUACCAAAAACUAGAGCAGCUCGUGAUUCAGAGUUACAUUGCCUGUCUGUGACAGAUGGACUUGUGUGUGUAUAUAUAAGAAAGAUUCUGAACUAGUCUUUUUAAGCAUUUGUAAGCAAUCUGCAUGCUCUCAAAACUUGUGUUUGAACUGACACAACUUUAUGUUAGACACAAAUGUUUUGUUAGUAGACGUAUGUUUGUGAUUACAAGCCUGACCCUGCACUUUCUGAAGUUGAUGGAAAGAAGAGUGUUGACUUUGAUGGUGCAGAAUGAGGGCCUAAAUACUGUACUGCAGAGCUCAGUUAAUUCAUAAUGAGAUUUAUUCAGACAUAGAGGGUAUGUCUACAUUGCAUGCAGAGCAAAAAAUACCUUAGUCAGUUUGAGUACCUCCGUGCUGUGCUCGAGCCUGCAGUGUAAAUCUACCUUAGUGGUAUUCACGGUGUAGUUUACAUGGUAAAAUCACAUGAUGUUCUUGUUUUUCCUGCUUGCUGAUACUUAGUGUCACUUCAUGGUGCUUUCAUGAUUAAACGAGUUUGUUCUGUACAAAACUGCUCUGAAAUUACUCAAUUUCUAAUGUUUUAAGUCUCUGCUUCGUUUUUCCAAAUAUGACUGUGUGGUAAUUGGUAACAGCUGCUGAACUUAAAUUACUUUAAAUUACAACAUUUUCUAUUGUAUUAAAGACUCUCCUGACUUUUUGGUAGUUUUAAUGUUUCUUGAAACUUACUAGGCAGAUCUUAGGAUACAUUUCUUUCUUGUUUCAUAAAAUUCCAAGUGGGCUUGGCAAUAGGAUGUUGGUAGUGAUGCCUCCUUAAGGCAUUAGAAACGUGAUCAUGUCGUGGAUCAUGAACCAGAAGGGGAGCCUGUGGAACAUUUGAGGAUAACAGCAGUUCACUCUGGAAGGGAGGGCUGUGUAUGUGUGUACACACCCUGGUACAUGUGGGUAACAAUCCCCAGUUAUGCUUGUUAGUCUCAAAGCUGGAUUAGGGAUUUCUGGGGCAGUGUUUGCUCGGCUUUCCAGUGCUUGUAGCCACCAGUUACUGAGAAGGCCUGAAUACUUCAUGUUUUUUCUCUCUGUUUUUGGUCUAACAGUAGCUGAUGGCUGCUGUUAGCUACUAUAGUUUAUGUAGAGAUGAAAUGAUGAAAUUCUGAUGGUACAUGAGUAUUUUGAAAAGUUAUAAUAAACCUAGAAAAGAACAAUUCCAUUAGAGUUAAGUAUUCAAAUUGAGUUUGUAGUUGUAUUGCCUUCUCCCUGUAAUUUGGUUAUGUUCUUUCCUCCAUGACUCAUUUUUUUAAUUAUAUAGAAGAACAUGUAUAACCUUCACUUCAGUGAAGCAGUAGAAUUGGUUCUGCUGCUGAAAUUAAGAAAACAAGACUUCCUUGUCUGCUAGAAUUAGUACUCAUGAAACUAGCUGAAAAAUGCUGACUUUAGAAGUGCUGAAAUGUUUCCUUGAAAACUGUGGCGUCAAAACUAGUUUUGUUAGAUUUCUUGUAUCAAAUUCCAUUUGAAAGUACAUUGUUAUGCUAUUUUUGGAAGAAAUAAGAAUAAUAAAAAGAAAGGGAAUACA
This is a messenger RNA of Manacus vitellinus (golden-collared manakin), 2983 nucleotides long. RefSeq names its product RNA guanine-7 methyltransferase (gene RNMT). Bases 44 to 1294 code for a protein of 416 amino acids. The record is from RefSeq and is a predicted model, not a curated record. Gene Ontology annotation, cellular component: nucleus. NCBI's taxonomy places the organism in Eukaryota, Metazoa, Chordata, Aves, Passeriformes, Pipridae. The transcript is spliced from 10 exons. Gene Ontology annotation, biological process: 7-methylguanosine mRNA capping. Gene Ontology annotation, molecular function: mRNA 5'-cap (guanine-N7-)-methyltransferase activity.